Molecule: messenger RNA, 2153 nt
Organism: Petromyzon marinus (sea lamprey)
Lineage: Eukaryota; Metazoa; Chordata; Hyperoartia; Petromyzontiformes; Petromyzontidae
Source: RefSeq, a predicted model, not a curated record
ACCGAACGAACGACCGAGCGGUCGAACGACCGAGCGAACGACCGAACGAGCGAACGAACGAACGACCGAGCGAGCGGCCAUGAGCUACCACUUCCAGGCUCCCUCCACCGUCUCGUCAUACCGCCGGACGUUCGGCGGCUCGGGCGUCAUGGCCCAGCCAAAGUCGUUCUCCUCCUCGCGGUUCUCCUCCGAGAAGAUCCACUCUAGCUCCAGCCGCGUGCUCAGCUCGGGCGCCCCCAGGGCCUCCUCCUUGUCCUCCUCGUCGGCCGCGGCCGCCGCCGCCGCCUACCUCUCGUCCGGCGGCCUCGGCGGCGGCCUCGGAGGCCUCGGCGGCGGCCUCGGCGGCGGCGGCGGCUACUCGCUGUCGUCUGCCGGCGUCGGGGCCGGGGCCACCGGCGUCGGGGCCGGCGUCGGGGCCACCGGCGUCGGGGCCGGCGUCGGGGCCCGCUUCAGGUACGCCCAGCCGCAGCCGCGGGCCUACGAGACGCUGGACUUCGAGCUGGCGGACGCGGCGAACGCGGAGUGCGCGAAGGCCCGGCGGAGCGAGAAGGCCGAGAUGCAGCAGCUGAACGACCGCUUUGCCAGCUACAUCGACAAGGUGCGCUCGCUCGAGACGCAGAACCGGGCGCUCGCCGCCGAGGUGAACCGCGCCAAGGGGCAAGGCCCCGCGCGGGUCGCCGACCUCUACGAGGAGGAGAUCAGGGAGCUGCGGCUGCAGGUGGACCGCCUGGCGGGCGAGAGGGCCCGGGCCGACGUCGACCGGGACAACCUCGCCGACGAGCUCGCCAAGCUGCGGCAGAGGAUGCAGGAUGAGAUUCAGCUGAAGGUGGACGCUGAGAAAAGUCUCGCGGGAUUCCGACAGGACGUGGACGAUGCGACUCUGGCACGAGUUGACUUGGAGAGACGGAUUGAGUCGCUGAACGAGGAGAUCGCCUUCCUCAAGAAGGCUCACGAGGAGGAGGUGCGUGAGCUGCAGGCGAUGAUGCAGGAGCAGCAGCAGGUGACUGUGGAGGUGGACACUGUGAAGCCGGACCUGGCGGCCGCCCUGCGGGACGUCAGGGCUCAGUACGAAUCCAUCGCCUCGUCGAACCUCCAAGAGGCUGAAACGUGGUUCCAGUCCAAGCUGGCGGACGUGACAGACACGGCAGGACGGAACAAGGACGACCUGAGACAGGCCAGGCAGGAAGUCUGCGAACAGCGCCGACAGAUUCAGAGCUACACCAUGGAGGUGGACUCACUCAAGAGCGCUAACGAGUCGCUGCUGAAGCAGAUGCGAGAGAUGGAGGACCGCUUCUCAGCCGAAGCAUCCGGCUACCAGGAGGCCAUCAGCUCGCUGGAGGAGGACAUCCGCCGCCUCAAGGACGAGAUGGCGAGGCACCUUCGACAAUACCAGGAGCUGCUGAACAUCAAGAUGGCCCUGGACGUCGAGAUAGCCACCUAUCGCAAGCUGCUGGAAGGGGAGGAGAGCCGAAUCUCCACCCCCCUACACUCACACUUUGGAAGCAUCCAUAUCCACGAGAGCAGCCCUGAACAGCAGCAGCAGCAACAGCAGCAGCUGGCGAGUGAGGUGAUGGCGAAGAAAACGGUGGUCAUCAAGACCAUUGAGACUCGUGACGGCGAGGUGAUCAGCGAAUCCACUCAGCAGCACGAAGAAGUCUCCUCCUAGAAGUGUCCCCUAGAAGUGUCCCCUAGAAGUGUCCCCUAGAAGUGUCCCCUAGAAGUGUCCCCUAGAAGUCUCCUCCUAGAAGUCUCCUCCUAGAAGUCUCCCCUAGAAGUGUCCCCUAGAAGUCUGCCCUAGAAGUGUCACCCUAGAAGUCUCCCCUAGAAGUGUCCCCUAGAAGUGUCCCCUAGAAGUGUCACCCUAGAAGUCUCCCCUAGAAGUGUCCCCUAGAAGUGUCCCCUAGAAGUGUCCCCUAGAAGUGUCACCCUAGAAGUCUCCCCUAGAAGUGUCCCCUAGAAGUGUCCCCUAGAAGUCUCCUCCUAGAAGUCUCCUCCUAGAAGUCUCCCCUAGAAGUGUCCCCUAGAAGUCUCCCCUAGAAGUGUCACCCUAGAAGUCUCCCCUAGAAGUGUCCCCUAGAAGUGUCCCCUAAAAGUGUCACCCUAGAAGUCUCCCCUAGAAGUGUCCCCUAGAAGUGUCCCCUAGAAGUCUCCCC